CUGUUCUUAUAAAUAAAACCCCAAAUCUUCACUGUUUCAUUCCCAAACCUUACUUAACCCCCAAAACAAUUCAUAAAACAUUAACCCAACCAAAUGGCCGAGGAGUUCACGGAAUCCGAGGUUGUUUUCUCAGACCACAGCCUCCGCCGAGGAGUCAAGGUGGCGCUGCCCCCGCCGCAGAGGAUCACAAUUUCAAAGCCUGUCAAUAUACCGGAUAGAAUGGUUCGGCGGUGGGAUUUCAACGGGGAGGAGGAAGAGUUGGAGGAAAUGAGGCCGCCGCAUGAGAUCGUUCGGCAGAGGGUGGCUGGAAAAAUGGCAUUCUCAGUCUGCACCGGGAACGGGAGGACUUUGAAGGGAAGAGAUUUGAGUCAGGUCAGAAAUUCGAUCCUCAGGUUGACUGGGUUUCUGGAAGCCUGACAUUGGAAGAAGCUGGAAAAAUUGAAAGCAAAAACAAUUGCCUCCAUUUCUUGCGUUGUUAUUGAUUGGUUGAUUAAUUGGGUUAGCUUGAGAUCGUUUUUGGAAUCUCCUUAAUUGUUUGUAACGGGAAAACAUUUGAAUUUAGAAAUAAAAUAAAUUUAUUCACAGAUUUUAA
Molecule: messenger RNA, 592 nt
Organism: Vigna angularis (adzuki bean)
Lineage: Eukaryota; Viridiplantae; Streptophyta; Magnoliopsida; Fabales; Fabaceae
Exons: 1
Coding region: 94-417 (107 amino acids)
Source: RefSeq, a predicted model, not a curated record